AUCAACGGAUGCGUCCUUACUUGUGAUAAAUAAACUAACGCCACACACACACACACACACACACACACAAAAAGCCUGUUUAUUUGCUAUUGAGUCAACUGUUGAGUGCAUGCAUCUCGGUCUCGCUCUUUUCCCGCACAAGAUCGAUUUGGCUCCACUGUUUAGUAAGGAGUCGUCAGUCCUCGUUCACGCGCUUGUCAUUUUCAGUUUUCAGACCGCACCCCUGUGGGGUGAGACGCUUCGGUGCGCGCAUUCAAUAAAAGUAACCUAACUCGCGACUGCGCUUAAUUGCAUUAAUUUGUCCGUCUUGUCAAUCUUGGAUCAGUGACCAAUAGCAUCCUCGUGAGGAUGAGCUGAGGCUGAGGGGUUGAUAAAUCCCCAACCCACCCCCACCACCACCACCAUCCACCUCCUUCUCAGUUAGUACACGGCUACAGAAGAAGAAGAAGAAGAAGAAGAAGAAGAAGAAGAGGAAGAAGAAGAGGGGAGGGGGGGACUCAUCCCAGCUUCCUGAGGGGAGGUAAUUUGCACGGAUCAAGGGGCCAGGCGUUGCAAAGUAUAAAUAGUGUGACUUCAAUCGCGGCUCAGCGAGCAGCAGGUCUGUAACUCCCCGCGACGAGACUAGGAACCGGCCCAGAUCUACGAGCUGUCGAGCAGAGCACGAGCUCCGAGAGUUGGCAACCUGCAUCAGCUCGAGAGAAGAAGAAAAACAGAGAGACAGAAUAAGCGCCAUUGAUGUCUUAUCUUAGACUCUUGAGAAACUGAGCUUGAGAAAGUGAGAAGAGAAGAGAGGAGAAGAGAAGAGAAGACUGGCGGGGUUUAAUUUUCCUUCUUCUUCUUGGGACCAGUGAUGGAAGAACUCACCGCAUUCGUGUCCAAAUCCUUUGAUCAGAAAGUGAAAGAGAAGAAAGAGGCGAUCACGUACCGGGAAGUGCUGGAGACGGGCUCGGCGCGAGCCAGGGAAGCGCUCCCGGUUGAAGCAGGGCGCGAGGACGCGAGCAUUCUAGCGCGAGGAGCCGUCGCGCGCUCACCGGUCAGAGAAGCGGACAUGACGGGGCCGGAGAGGACGAGGGACACGGGGAGUCCCAAACUUACAGACGGCAUCCUGGACGUGAAAGAACGAAAAGAGGACGCCAAGCCGACAGAGGACGAGACGCAGACCAAAAUUAAGCAGAGGAGAAGUCGGACUAACUUUACUCUGGAGCAGCUGAACGAGUUGGAGAGGCUGUUCGACGAGACGCACUAUCCGGACGCGUUCAUGCGCGAGGAGCUGAGUCAGCGGCUCGGGCUCUCCGAAGCGCGCGUGCAGGUUUGGUUUCAAAACAGGAGAGCCAAGUGCAGAAAACAGGAGAACCAGUUACACAAAGGGGUGCUCAUCGGAGCUGCGAGUCAAUUUGAAGCGUGCCGCGUCGCGCCAUAUGUCAACGUGGGAGCUUUGCGCAUGCCAUUCCAACAGGAUAGUCAUUGCAACGUGCCACCCUUCUCCUUUCAGGUGCAGGCGCAGCUGCAGCUGGACAGCGCCGUGGCCCACGCGCACCAUCACCUGCACUCUCACCUGGCGGCGCAUGCGCCCUACAUGAUGUUCCCCGCGCCGCCGUUUGGCUUGCCCUUGGCCACGCUGGCGGCGGAGUCUGCUUCAGCGGCGUCGGUGGUGGCCGCAGCCGCCGCCGCCAAGAACAGCAACAAGAACUCGAGCAUCGCGGACCUGAGACUGAAGGCCAAAAAGCACGCGGCGGCGCUCGGGCUGUGACACGCCGGGGCGCGCGCGCACAGCUCCCACUCACAAUACUAGGACAUUAUUUAUACUCUCUUUAUGAAGGACACUCCAGAAUAAAGGCUUAUUUAUGACAUGAACAACACAAACUGUGAAACCGAACUGAAGCCUGUCACGGACGCAGGUUGCAACCAGGACGAACCGGAAGCGGAAACGUUUGUCCAAGAUAAAACUCGUUCCGAAUAUGUGAUAACGCAGCUGGGACGUUCGACUCUUGUGUGACAAAGCGAACACUUUCUGCGUAGUCUGCUGUUUUAAUAUCUACGUUAUUAGUUAUCUUUGAGGAAAAAAAAGAAAUAAGUUACAAAAAAAGAGGCUGGCCUCGUUUUAUCUGAAACAGAGUUUCUCGUGAAAAGGACACUUAUGGAUGUCUGUGCGCAAGGACUAUAACAAAAAAAAAAGAAAAGAAAAGAAAAGAAAAAUCACAUUAAAGCUUCUUUCUUCUAACGUGCCAUCACGUGAGCUCGGUGUCGCAGUGUGUUGUGACGUCAGCGCACUCACGUGAAAACAGUACCCAGGUCAGAUGGUGAACUUGGACACGUUGAACGCUCACCUGGACGAUUUUUUUGGGGGUUCUCGAGCCAGUGGACGUUUGGGAAAACUAAAAAAAAAAAAGAAAAGAAAAACUAUCACACAUUUUAAACACAUUUUUAUUAUUAUUAUUAUUAUUAUUAUUAUUAUUAUUAUUAUUAUUAUUGAGUGUAUGGUGAAUUUAAUCACAUAUCAGGUCUUUAUCCAAUACAGAGUGUCCACUUUUUGCAGCUUACAUCGAGGUCCAAGUAUUUAAUGUACAGAUUAGAUUCAGAUCUUUUACCAGGCGCAUUCUAAGUGGCCGAUGCGGUACGGGAACAUGUACAAUAUGUCCAAAUGGAAAGCUAUUUUGGUUAUUUUGUGCUUCAUGAAGACAUUGUGGGAACACUUCUUUGAUUUGCAUUCACACCGUGUUUAAAGUCAUGUGGAUCUCUAUGUAAUGUUGGUGGGUUUUUUUGUUGUUGUUUUUUUGUUUUGUUUGUUUUUUUUUUGUUUUUUGUUUUUUAUAAAGUGAACGUACCUCGACUGCAGGCUCGGAUCUCCUGGAAUAUCCCUGAAAUACCUUUUAACAUUUUUUUGUUAAAGGAAAACAAAAACAAAUUAUAAUUUCGUCAUUACUGUGAAACGUGAACUCACCUGACCACAGUGUUUUCAUUUCAUAAUAAAUCCACAAAACUUUUGUACAAGA
Ictalurus punctatus (channel catfish) is the source of this 2993-nucleotide messenger RNA. It is a transcript of the gene shox2, whose product is annotated as short stature homeobox 2. The record is from RefSeq and is a predicted model, not a curated record. The transcript has 5 exons. Gene Ontology annotation, cellular component: nucleus. Gene Ontology annotation, molecular function: sequence-specific double-stranded DNA binding; DNA-binding transcription factor activity, RNA polymerase II-specific. NCBI's taxonomy places the organism in Eukaryota, Metazoa, Chordata, Actinopteri, Siluriformes, Ictaluridae. Bases 851 to 1750 code for a protein of 299 amino acids. Gene Ontology annotation, biological process: regulation of transcription by RNA polymerase II.